AUGACGUUCUUUAAUAUAACUAUGAAUAAUGUAGUUGCACUCGCCGCUCUUUUGGCCGUCGCCCUUGCCCACCCUCAGAACGGCUAUGGCGUUCCAACGCCCUCCUCAGCACCUGCCAAGUACGACUUCAACUACGCCGUCAACGACCCACCAUCAGGUAACGACUUCGGCCAUCAGGAAGCCCGAGAUGGCCCUAAUACUCAGGGUUCCUACUAUGUCCUCCUUCCCGACGGUCGUCUUCAGAGAGUCACCUACACUGUGAACGGAGAUUCAGGCUAUUUGGCCGAGGUCACCUACGAGGGCGAGGCCUCCACACCACGCCCCUAUACACCCGCCCCACAAUAUGGUUAA
Molecule: messenger RNA, 351 nt
Organism: Penaeus indicus
Lineage: Eukaryota; Metazoa; Arthropoda; Malacostraca; Decapoda; Penaeidae
Product: pro-resilin-like
Exons: 2
Coding region: 1-351 (116 amino acids)
Cellular component (GO): extracellular matrix
Source: RefSeq, a predicted model, not a curated record